Pristis pectinata (smalltooth sawfish) is the source of this 1829-nucleotide messenger RNA. Its product is annotated as tubulin alpha-8 chain-like. The record is from RefSeq and is a predicted model, not a curated record. The transcript is spliced from 4 exons. NCBI's taxonomy places the organism in Eukaryota, Metazoa, Chordata, Chondrichthyes, Rhinopristiformes, Pristidae. Gene Ontology annotation, molecular function: structural constituent of cytoskeleton; GTP binding. The coding region runs from base 133 to 1482 and encodes 449 amino acids. Gene Ontology annotation, cellular component: cytoplasm; microtubule. Gene Ontology annotation, biological process: mitotic cell cycle; microtubule cytoskeleton organization.
GUUUUCUUCUACCUCUGGCUCAUUCUCUAUUGUUCCCUGUCUGAGGUGGUUGGCUUUCGUACAAUCUCUCAUCCCACCUCAGGCAGUUGAGAGAGAGAUAAAGAGACACAGCGAGAAGGAAGGACAUUUAAAAUGCGUGAAUGUAUCUCCAUCCAUGUUGGCCAGGCUGGUGUCCAGAUGGGCAAUGCCUGCUGGGAGCUGUACUGUCUCGAACAUGGCAUCCAGCCCAAUGGCCAUAGACUGGACGGCAAAAGCAACGCGGAGGCUGACGACUCAUUCGACACCUUCUUCUGUGAGAUGGGGUCUGGGAAACAUGUGCCCAGGGCGAUCUUUCUGGACCUGGAACCAUCUGUGAUCGAUGAGGUCCGUACUGGUGCCUAUCGCCAGCUCUUCCAUCCUGAGCAGCUCAUCUCUGGCAAGGAAGAUGCUGCCAACAAUUAUGCCCGUGGGCACUACACCAUUGGCAAGGAACUGAUUGAUCCCGUCUUGGAGAGACUUCGGAAACUGGCUGACCAGUGUACGGGGCUGCAAGGCUUCUUUGUGUUCCACAGCUUUGGUGGUGGUACCGGCUCUGGUUUCACCUCCCUGUUGAUGGAACGUCUUUCCGUUGACUACGGCAAGAAGUCCAAGCUGGAGUUCUGCAUCUACCCAGCUCCUCAGAUCUCAACAGCUGUGGUGGAGCCCUACAACGCCAUUCUGACUACCCACACCACACUGGAGCACACCGAUUGUUCCUUCAUGGUGGACAAUGAGGCCAUCUACAACAUCUGUCGCAGAAAUCUGGAUAUCGAGCGCCCCGGCUAUGUAAACCUCAACAGGCUGAUUGGUCAGAUUGUGUCGUCGAUCACAGCUUCUCUUCGCUUCGAUGGAGCUCUGAAUGUUGAUCUGACAGAGUUCCAGACCAAUUUGGUGCCUUAUCCCCGAAUCCAUUUCCCUCUGGUGACGUAUGCUCCAGUGAUCUCGGCUGAGAAAGCUUACCAUGAGCAAUUAAGUGUGGCUGAGAUCACCAGUUCCUGCUUUGAGCCGGGCAACCAGAUGGUCAAGUGUGACCCUCGCCAUGGCAAGUACAUGGCUUGCUGCCUGCUGUAUCGGGGUGAUGUGGUGCCGAAAGAUGUCAACGCUGCUAUUGCAGCCAUCAAGACCAGGCGGAGCAUCCAGUUUGUCGACUGGUGCCCGACUGGCUUCAAGGUUGGCAUCAACUACCAGCCUCCCACUGUGGUGCCUGGUGGGGACCUGGCCAAGGUGCAGCGUGCGGUGUGUAUGCUGAGCAACACCACUGCCAUCGCUGAAGCUUGGGCACGUCUCGACCACAAGUUUGACCUGAUGUACGCCAAGCGCGCCUUUGUGCAUUGGUAUGUUGGGGAGGGUAUGGAGGAGGGGGAGUUCUCCGAGGCCCGGGAAGAUCUAGCAGCCCUGGAGAAGGAUUACGAGGAGGUCUGUGCAGAUAGCACAGCGGAUGAUAAUGAUGGAGAGGAAUUUUGAAUUCCAUCCAUCCCCGUGCAGAUCUUUUCACUUAUGCGCUACAUAAAUUAGAUUUGAAUGAAACCACAUUACUAUUGAGGACUUUAAUGUGUUUUCCACUUGAAUUAAUCAUUGUGUAAAAAGUUGAAAAUGUUGAGCAUGUUAGACUGAUCGGUUUGGCAUAUUUAAUUGGAAACACAUCUGUUUUCAUCUAAUGAAAGUAACUGCUGCAGUAAUGCAUUGGAAAUACCUUUGAUGUUCCUCAUGGAGAUCGAGUAUACUGUUACAGUGGACAUGGUGCCUUGUGAUAUGCUAAAUGUUCCAUUUCUUAGUCACAGCCUGCAAUAAUAAAGUAAUUACAUUCCAUA